This is a messenger RNA of Sus scrofa (pig), 2184 nucleotides long. It is a transcript of the gene CCRL2, whose product is annotated as C-C motif chemokine receptor like 2. The record is from RefSeq and is a predicted model, not a curated record. Gene Ontology annotation, molecular function: C-C chemokine binding; C-C chemokine receptor activity. NCBI's taxonomy places the organism in Eukaryota, Metazoa, Chordata, Mammalia, Artiodactyla, Suidae. Gene Ontology annotation, biological process: immune response; calcium-mediated signaling; positive regulation of cytosolic calcium ion concentration. Gene Ontology annotation, cellular component: membrane; cytoplasm; external side of plasma membrane.
CAUCAAUGCUUUUAACCAGUUAUGGCCAUGUUGGUGCCGAGGGUGGUUUCACUUUUGCAAACACUUACUUAUGUCCUGCGAGAGAAGAACUCAGACCUCUCUGCCUGUCACAGAAAGCUGUUACAGGGGGGCAGCCUGGCGAUGGCUAAUUACACAUCAGCACCAGAGGAUGACUAUGAUGUUUUCAUAGAAGAUGACCUCAGCAACGACGAAAGAGAACUGUGCAGCCCAUACGACCCCCAGGCUCUCUUGGCCCAGCUGGUGCCCUACCUCUUCAUCACGGUGUUCUUGGUUGGCCUCCUGGACAAUAUCUUGGUUGUACUUAUCAUGGUAAAAUAUAAAGGACUCAAGCAAGUGGAAAACAUCUAUCUCCUCAACCUGGCAGUGUGUAACUUGUGUUUCUUGUGCACCCUGCCAUUCUGGGUUCACAUGGCCUGGCAUGAGGGGGAUCCUGGCGAGCCCCUGUGUAAAAUUCUCUUGGUGCUCUACUCUGUAGGCCUGUUCAGUGAGGCAUUUUUCAACGUCCUUCUGACUGUGCAAAGGUACCAAAAGUUUUUCCAAAUGAGAGGGUUUUUCUCGGCCACGAGGAUGGUGGCUGGCAGCAUCUUCCCAAGUGCUCUGGUGUGGGUCAUAGCCGUUCUGGUCAUGUUGCCUGAACUUGCUUUUUACAAACCCCAGAUGGAAAACCAGAAAUACAAGUGUUUCUUUGGCAGACCGCUCUUCCUACCAGCUGAUGAGACAUUCUGGAAGCACUUUCUGACCCUAAAGAUGAACAUUUUGGGAUUUCUUUUGCCACUGUUUGUUUUCGUAUUUUGUUAUGUGCGAAUGAGGAGAACAUUGAAGUUCGGGGAGAGGGGGUAUGACCUUUUCAAGCUGGUUUUCACCAUAAUGGUUGUUUUCCUUCUGAUGUGGGGACCCUACAAUAUUGCACUUUUCCUGUCUGCUUUCAACGAACACUUCUCCCUGCAUGGUUGUGAGAGCAGCCACAACCUGGACAGAAGCACUCUGAUCACGAAAAUCAUUGCCACCACCCACUGCUGCGUCAACCCUCUCCUCUAUGUGUUUUUCGACGAGGCAUUUAGGAAACAUCUCUACCACUUUUGCCAUCUGUGUAAUGACACUGCACCUCAACCCACUGAGGAACCUGCCCAAGGCACAUCAAGGGAAGAGCCCUGCCUCUCCACUAAAAUGUAAACUAGCUCCUGCCAAAGUGUAACACAUACCUUGGGCCUCACCAGCCUCCAACUACAAAACGUCACACUAAGCAUUUGCCUGGGGCGAUCCAGUGCCCAUGUUUUUGUUACACAUCCCAAGCAGAGAUGACAGAUAAAUUACAGGAUGCCCCUGGACCACAAGCUCUCACCUCCAUCACUGAAGAGGGAGGAGGCAGGGUGGCACCUAAGGGAGACCGAGUAGGCAACACAGUCUAUGGCCGUCACUGAGGAGUCCGCAGUGGGUGACAUUCUUUGGGAGGUAAUUAGGUUUAAACGAGGUCCUGAGGAUGGGGCCGACAGGAUGGGGUUAGUGUCCUUAUAAGGGACACCACAGGGCUUGCUCUCUCUCUGUACCACGUGAAGCCACAGUGAGAAGGAGGCCCUCUGCAAGCCAGGAGGAGUGCCUGCACAAGAACCUCGCCAUGCUGGCACCCUGACCUUGGACUUCCCAGCCUCCAGGACCACAACAAAUAUUUCUCUUCUUUAAGCCACUCAUCCAUGGCAUGUUGUUACAGCAGCCUGAGCUGAUUAAGAUAGGGCUCACCCUGAAUAACGUCAAAUAGCAAAUAAAAAACCAUGAUAAGAGCGAGACCUCAGAAGAAAGUACUCCAGCAGAGGUAAAAAGAGGUUCAAGUGGCAAAGGAGAAGGGCCAGAGACAUUCUCAUCACAAACCUGUAUGAGUAAGUCUGGAUUCUCCAUCCUUUUCUUCCACAUAUGGGACAGAAAUCCCAGAGAAAAUGACAUCAUUUCUGGAUAUGAUGAUGACAGAGUCAUGAACUCAAAGAAAAAAGCUUUUCAGAAUUUUCAAAAUUAAAACAUGGAAUGUAUACAAUAUAUAAACAAUUAUAGUGGUGGAGAGUGAAAUGGUUAUUGAAAAUCAAGGUUGUGAGAGAGGAUCCAGCUACAAUAGCCUACACAUGUAAGUAGUAUUUUUGGAACACUGAUAAUCCAGCAAGGUCUUCUUCCCUU